AUGCUAUAUUGCAAACUUAUAGACACUCCUAUUAUUCAGAAUCAUUAUCUUGGAGAAUACCCGAAUCAAGUUCCAACUAACAAAGAAAGAUACCAAAGAUUAGUGGGAAGAUUGAUCUACUUGUCUUAUACUCGACUAGACAUUGCUUAUGCAGUGAGUGUCGUCAGUCAAUUUAUGCAUUCUCCCAGUGAAGACAACAUGAAUGCAGUUAUUCGGAUACUUAGAUUUUUGAAGUCUGCACCUGGAAAAAGACUUAUGUUCUCAAAACAUGGUCAUCUGAUUAUUGAUGGUUACACAGAUGCAGAUUGGGCAGGAAGUAUAAAAAAUAGGAAAUCCACAUCCGAUUACUUCACUAUCAUGGGAGGUAAUUGGUUACAUGGAGAAGCAAGAAGCAGAAGGUGGUCGCCUUAUCCAGUGCAAAAGCUGAGUUUAAAGGCUGCAAUAGCUAUUGCACAGAAUUCAAUUCAACAUGAUCGCACCAAACAUGUUGAGGUAGAUUGGCACUAUAUCAAACAGAAGCUCGAAGCUAAAGUGAUACAGUUUCCUUUCAUAAAUUUUAAGAAUCAAUUGACAGAUAUUUUGACAGAGGCAAUUUCCAGUAAAGCGUUUCACAAUUCACUGGACCAGUUGGGCAUUGGUGACAUCUAUGCACCAACUUUCCAAAGGAGAAUUCUAGGGCUGGUCUUGUCACUAGCUGCUUCACUUUGUGCCAAACCAUCCAACAAGCUUAAGUGGUCCAAGGCACACAAAUUCAUAGGACUUGAGGAAAGGGUUGUGGUGUGGUACAUGGAUUUAGAAGGACCAUUGGACACUCUAAAAGUAACAGAGGUUUUGGGUGCUCAAAAGCACCAAAACCCAAGCCCAUUCUUGUUGAGUCCAGUCAUAUGGGUAGGCAUGAGAGAAAAAAGUCAUGGUGGCACUUCCUUUUGA
Messenger RNA from Prunus armeniaca (apricot), 930 nucleotides. Lineage: Eukaryota; Viridiplantae; Streptophyta; Magnoliopsida; Rosales; Rosaceae. The record is from the annotation of a GenBank genome assembly.